Schistocerca nitens (vagrant locust) is the source of this 1092-nucleotide messenger RNA. Its product is annotated as mucin-21-like. The record is from RefSeq and is a predicted model, not a curated record. Lineage: Eukaryota; Metazoa; Arthropoda; Insecta; Orthoptera; Acrididae. The transcript has 2 exons. The coding region runs from base 1 to 1092 and encodes 363 amino acids.
AUGUCCUACGACAGCAAGAGCUCCUCCGCAGCCGCGGACGCAGAAGUGGGCGGCUGGUCGAGCCGCAAGCUCGGCGGCCGCUACGCCAGGCCCUACUCGCCUUCUGCCGGCGCAGGCGCAGGUGCCGCCGAAGAGACGACGAGGGCGGCGUCGCCCGCCGGCUCGGCCAGCUCCGGCUACGUCUCCUACCGUAGCUCGAUCGGCAACGGCGUCCGGUCCUACUCGCCGUUCCGCCCGCUGUCGCCGGCGCCACCGGCCUCCGCCCCCAACGAGGACGACUCCGGGGGCGGCUCCGAGAGUUCCAGCUCCAGCGGCAAGCCUUCGUCCAACCCCGCGAGAGGCGGCGGCUCCGGCGGUGGCCGCUACGAGUCGCAGCUGACUUCGCAGUACGGACGCAUCCGCCCCCUCGCGGCGCCAGUGAUAACGCCUCCAGCGAUGCCGCUGCCCUCCGUGGUGACUUCGAGGCAGGGCUCCUCUUCCCUGCCCCCGCUUCCCACCGGCAGAAACGGGUCGGACGCCGGCAGGUACUCUAGCCUGCCGCGGGGCAGUUCUCCCGCGGCGAACCAGCCCCUGUACCGCAGCCUCUACACCGGUCGCGGCGGCCUCUCCAGCUACCGUUCCGAGAGCGAGCCCGUCACGCCCAACGUGGUGAACGUGGGUGCCUCCAGGAUCGGGCCCUCGUCGUCCGCCGCGCCGUCGGACGACGAGUCGUCGGGUUCGCAGCGGGGCGGCUACAAGAGCGCUCGGGCCCAACCGGCGAGAGCGGAGGACUCGCCGAAGAGGGUGUACACCACCAGCUACGUGAGACAGAACGCCCGUUCGCCCUCCGCCCACGACCCGGACGAGAGGCGGAAGAAUCGGGACGGUGAAGGAGACGAGGAAGAAGUGGAGCCUCCGCCCGCAAACAAGGUGCAGGCCAUCAGCGCCAUGGUGCGCUUGAACGCGCGCGUGCCCUCGGCCAAGUCGAGCUACAGCGGCGACGACGGCGACGAGAUUCUCGUCGACGGCGUUCCCGUCAGGGUGAGGGAGAGUCGGAGCAGACACAGGAGGACGGCGGCGGUCGCGGCGCGGCGCCGGCCGGACGGGAGCUGA